UCUGUCUGUAUGGACUCGUUUGCCCUUACGAGAGGUGGAGAGUAUGAGAGGGGUGGGCUUCAGCGGCUGUAUUAUAACAACCGAAUCACACUGAAUUAAGCCUAACUUCAUGGUCAAGGUAAAUGCGGCAGACUUCCUGAACUUUUGACCGAUCGUCGUCUGCAUCAGAAGUGUUUCACUUUGCACCCGGCGUCUCCUCCUCAGCGUGGGCUUAAACUGCACCAGUGUUCGGCUGCUGAAUGUAGGCCAAAGGGCAUGAACACAAGCGCAGUAAUAACUGAUGACAUGGAAAUGCAGCAUGAUCCAGAUUUGCAGUUUAAACUGGCUUAUUCAGAUUCAGAAAGAAUUGACACAGGCAUUAAAACCCCAGCAAGAGGCCAGUGGUCCAGUAAAGUGGAGUUUAUCUUAGCUGUUGCUGGCCAAAUCAUUGGUUUGGGAAAUGUGUGGAGAUUUCCAUAUCUGUGUUACAAGAAUGGAGGAGGAGUGUUUUUCAUUCCAUAUGUGGUCUUUCUGUUUGCCUGCGGCAUUCCUCUUUUUCUUAUGGAGACUGCUUUGGGUCAGUACACCAGCCAAGGGACUGUUACCUGUUGGAGGAAGAUCUGCCCACUAUUUGAAGGUCUGGGUUAUGGGAGUCAAGUGGUCGUCUUCUAUUCCAGUGCCUACUACAUCAUCAUUUUGGCCUGGGCUUUCUUCUAUCUCUUCUCUUCUUUUAGUGGUGAACUACCAUGGGCUAGCUGCAGGAACUGGUGGAAUUCAGAGAACUGUGUUGAGUUUGACCAAAUGCGAGGGACAAGAAACCUGAGCUUUAUGGAGAAUGCAUCAUCACCUGUUAAAGAAUUUUGGGAGAGGCGAGUAUUGAAUAUAACUGGAAGUGUGAAUGAGCUGGGCAGUUUGAGAUGGGAGCUGGCUCUGUGUCUUCUACUGGCCUGGAUCAUUUGCUACUUCUGUGUGUGGAAGGGAGUGAAGUCCACAGGCAAGGUUGUAUAUUUCACUGCUACAUUUCCAUAUGUUAUGCUGCUGGUGCUUCUGAUUCGAGGUAUUACGUUGCCUGGAGCCAUCGAUGGCAUCAACUUCUACCUCUACCCAAACCCAGCACGCCUUGCAGACCCACAGGUGUGGAUGGAUGCUGGAACACAAAUAUUUUACUCUUACGCUCUCUGCAUUGGGUGCCUUACAGCUUUGGGAAGCUACAAUAAAUACAACAACAACUGCUACAAAGAUUGUGUUUACCUGUGCCUGCUGAACAGUGGAACCAGCUUUGUAAGUGGCUUUGCCAUCUUUUCAGUUUUGGGCUUCAUGGCCUUUGAACAGGGGGUUGAUAUCUCAACGGUAGCAGAGUCAGGUCCUGGUUUGGCCUUCAUUGCAUAUCCUCGAGCUGUAUCUAUGAUGCCUCUGUCUCAGCUGUGGUCCAUAUGUUUCUUCCUCAUGAUUAUUCUGCUGGGGCUUGACAGUGAGUUUGUGGCUUUGGAGUCUCUCAUGACAGCCAUAACAGACAUGAACUCCAGUUUCUUCCUUCAAGGACACCGUCGUAAACUCUUCCUCCUCCUCAUUUGUGUGUGCUGCUUCCUCGUUGGCCUCCUGAUGGUAACAGAGGGUGGCCUGUAUAUCUUCCAGUUAUUUGAUUACUAUUCCUGCAGUGGAAUGACCCUCCUCCUUUUUGCCAUUGCACAGUCAGUAUGUAUUGGCUGGUUUUAUGGUGCUGAUCGUCUGUAUGAAAAUAUUGUUGACAUGAUCGGUUAUCGUCCUUUGACAUUAAUGAAAUACUGUUGGAAAUACGUCACUCCAAUUGUGUGUAUAGGCACAUUCGCCUUCUCUUUGGUCAAAUUCACUCCUCUAAAGUUUAACAACACAUCUGAAUACCCGUGGUGGGGUUAUGCGGUUGGCUGCUGGUUCACCCUCUCCUCAACAUUGAUGGUUCCAAUAUGGAUGAUCUAUGUUGUCCUAAUCACUCCUGGUACAUUGAAACAGAGACUGCGUAUCCUUUGCACUCCAGCAAGUGAUCUACCUUUGACAUCAGAGAGACAAAAAGAAACCCUGUGACAAAUAGCAAAAAAAAAAAAAUAUAUAUAUAUAUAUAUAUAUAUAUAUAUAUAUAUAUAUAUAUAUAUAUUAUCAUGAGGCAGUGGACCAACCCCAUUUUGGAUGGACCAAUGUUCAUUACAGUUGGUAUAUGAUUAGAAAAUGUUGGAUAAUGUGUUAUUUUCAGUAAGAGAGACUAACCAGAGCAGCUCGCUAUGACAGACUUUGUGCCUUGUAAAAGAAGUACAAGGGACGUUUGGUUCAUUUCAAUCAAAUGUUAGGGUGUAACAGUAUUUUAUAAUAGCAACACUUUUUUUAGGUUUCUGUGGGUCAGUCAUGUAACACUUUGCUGUUUUGUGCCUGUAGUCGAGUGCUGAUUUUUUGAGAAAGUGUUACAGAAAGUAAAUUAUGUUGGGGGUUUUGUAUUACAAAUAUUACAACAUUUGUAAUAGAUUCAAGAAAAUAGAUUCGCCAAGAAAAUUCAUAUUUUGCUACUUAAAUCUGCUUAGAUGUUCAGUCUAUAUUCUAUAUUCUACAAUCUAUAUUUUUAGUAAAAUGCUUAAUUUAAGGUAAUAUCGAUAGGUCAUUCAAGCUUAUGUACAUUUUUAGAACUGAUGCACUAGAAAGGCCAGUGGUUAAUGUUUUAAUAAAUGCUCUAUUCAAAUCAAGAGUCAAAUUAUUGAAAAUGAUUGCUGGUUGAAAUGGGUUGGUGACAGCAGCUUGUUUUUACUUUAAAGAUUUUUCUGAAGCAUCCAGGCAAAUAUUAAACAGCUAGGUGAAAGAUGAAAGCAGGUUGAAUUUUGAAUUCUUGGAUUAAAAUUGUUAGAGAAUGACGUUAGACAUGAUUGCGGUCAGGCAUGACAGACUGUCAGUUAUAUACUGUACUGCUGUUUAACUGAGGUAUCUUAAUGUGAUUUAUUAAUGUAAAUAAUUAACAGUGUAGUUGAUACAUUAACAGUCAAUGAAAAUUCUACAUUUGAACUGCCACCUAAUUUGCAUGACCAUAGGAGAUUAAAGUUAUAUGCAGCCAUGUUAAGUGGGAAAAAAAACUAAAUCUGGGAUUAAAUCAUGAUUGUUUUGUCUGGUAGAGUUUUUAAAGUAAGUUUGAAACUGUUUAUCAUUCUCAAAAAUGAAAAGCCAGUGAUGGUGCUCUUCUUUAGUCUACAACUGGGUUAAAGGCUGUAGGCCUUCAUACACACUCUGGCCAAAAAGGCCACCCAAACACUGGCAGAGGAUGAAAUAGCGGAAAGUUUGCAAUGCUAAACACUGUAUUCUGGGGAAUGGAGGGGAAUGGUUGUCUUGUGAUUUUAAUUUGUAAAGUGCCGAUUACAAUGUAGAUUCAUUUGUGAAUUAUGCAUGUACAAAUUUUGUUCACAGUUUGGUUUCUUAAAGCAGUAAAUUUUAUGAGUAAUAAAAUGCCAAAGUGAUUAAAUAAACAGAAAAUGUCUACACUA
Cyprinus carpio (common carp) is the source of this 3473-nucleotide messenger RNA. RefSeq names its product sodium- and chloride-dependent GABA transporter 2-like. Gene Ontology annotation, cellular component: membrane. Gene Ontology annotation, biological process: sodium ion transmembrane transport. Lineage: Eukaryota; Metazoa; Chordata; Actinopteri; Cypriniformes; Cyprinidae. The record is from RefSeq and is a predicted model, not a curated record.